Cottoperca gobio is the source of this 3373-nucleotide messenger RNA. It is a transcript of the gene rab4b, whose product is annotated as RAB4B, member RAS oncogene family. Bases 180 to 821 code for a protein of 213 amino acids. Gene Ontology annotation, molecular function: GTPase activity; GTP binding. The transcript is spliced from 8 exons. NCBI's taxonomy places the organism in Eukaryota, Metazoa, Chordata, Actinopteri, Perciformes, Bovichtidae. Gene Ontology annotation, biological process: Rab protein signal transduction. The record is from RefSeq and is a predicted model, not a curated record.
GUAGCACGCAGCUGCAGUGUUUGGUUGUGGUCGGAGCAAAAGAAGCUAGGAAGGAAGCCUCUAGCAUCGUAGAUAAACACCCCGAAGAGGUGUGAACCCAGCGAGCACACAGCUGUCACAAUACCAAGAGAACAGUAAAAAAAAGACCUGAUUGAGUCCUUCAUACAGCGAGGGUCAACAUGUCUGAGACAUACGACUUCCUGUUUAAGUUCCUGGUGAUUGGCAGUGCUGGGACGGGGAAAUCCUGCCUCCUCCACCAGUUCAUAGAGAACAAGUUUAAACAGGACUCCAACCACACCAUCGGCGUGGAGUUUGGUUCCCGAGUGGUCAAUGUUGGUGGGAAGACGGUCAAACUGCAGAUCUGGGACACUGCUGGGCAGGAGCGAUUCCGUUCUGUUACACGCAGCUACUACAGAGGAGCAGCUGGAGCGCUCCUCGUCUAUGAUAUUACCAGUCGGGAGACAUACAAUGCACUGACCAACUGGCUGACGGAUGCACGGACUCUGGCGAGCCCCAACAUUGUUAUUAUCCUGUGUGGCAACAAGAAAGACCUGGAUGCAGACAGAGAGGUGACCUUCCUGGAAGCGUCGCGCUUUGCUCAAGAGAACGAGCUGAUAUUCCUGGAGACCAGCGCUCUGACGGGGGAGAAUGUCGAGGAGGGUUUCCUGAAGUGCGCUCGCAUCAUCCUCAACAAGAUAGAGUCAGGUGAGUUAGACCCGGAGAGGAUGGGUUCAGGUAUCCAGUAUGGAGAUGCUUCGUUGAGGCAGCUGCGACAGCCGAGAGGCACCACCUCACCGAAUAAACAGCAGUGUAAUUGCUAAGGAUCGGGGGCCCGCCCUCACCUCAGCCCACAGGCCCACACGGACAGCACGCCCCCUACAGCUCCAGGUGUUUUUUGGUGUGUGGGACCCUUCUCUCUGCAGUCUCACACACCUUGGAUCACCUGGAUGAGUGGUCAUGGAGGUCACUGCAACCCCUGACCCUUGAUCUCUGGUAAGACUCUCUACUUCUGACCUGAGGGGGUCAGCUAUGCCCCUGUGUCUGGGCAGGGAAACCCCUCAGUGUGAACACGCUUGGAUCAUAAAGAAGGAAAGAAAAUUGCGACUUACCAGACGAGGACGAGUCAAGGGUUGUGUGUACGGGAUGCCCCACUGUUGUUUUAUCUCUGUGUUCUUCAUUCUGGUUUUAGUAACCCCUUCAUGCUUUCUACGUUUGCACAUCAUUGUUUCUAAAUUAUUAUUGGUGCGUAUUCAUUGUUCAACCUAUCUGGUUAUGAUUCAUGAUUAGUUUGGUAGUAAGGGUUUUAAAAUUCAUAAAGGCUCCCGUUGAUUUAGCUUUUAUCCUUUUUCUUAUUUUUUAUUUAAUUGUAAAUUAAGCCUGUGAUUGAUGGUGACGAAGUGAUAAACAGUCCAAACACGUCCUAUGAGUGAAAUGAAGUCAACUUGCACAGAUCUCGAUUAAGAAUUCAUGUAGAUGUUGAACACCAGAUACAUCAGAUACAUCUUUGUAAAGGAAGCAACAUUGUUCCUGAUCCAAAUGGAAGCAGCGGAGUUAGUUAAGAUUUAUAAAGUCAGUGAGGCCCAAAUGUAGAGCGCUGUUCUUUUACCCACUCUGCGAAGUGUGUUGCGUUGAGUCAUUUGACUUUUUGGUUCGCAUUCAAAUGAGUGUUGGCCUUAGUAAUAUACUUGAUAUUGGGAAUCUAUUCCUACUCACCACGUCUCUAAACUGUCAAAGAGAACCAUCCCAUCACUCCACAUAGACACACCUGUGGUUUAGGUUUAAAGCACAAAAAAAAGAGAUUUUGCUCUUUAUUCUACUUUAUUCCCAAAGUCUGCAGAUAUGCAGCAUCAGAUUAAUCCCGUGGUAAAGUCCCGGUGUCUCCGGUCCCAUCACAGUGUAAGGUUAAGAAAGGAUCAUCAAUUUUCGCAAAGCUAACAAUGCCCUUGACUCCUCUUGCUGGGCUUUUUCUCCAUUUUUUUUCUUCUUCCUUUAACUCCCUUUAAUUUACGCUGCACAUUCUGUGUUAGUGGACGUCACAGGAAACCACAGUUGGUUUUGCUUCUGUGCCAUGUUUGGGGAAACGUUCAUGCUGCCCACUCAGUUCCCUCGCACUGUUUAAUGCAAGGUUGUAAGUGCGCCCUGAUAAAAGUCAGGAUGCUGUUUUUAACUUUCUUAGUCAAGCAAAGAAGCAGCUCUGCUAUAAAAUGUAAUUGAUUUUUUGCCGAGCCGACCCAGAUAUUUUCUCCUUUUUAGAACAGGCCCCGUGUUGCCCCCGAGAGAAUCAGGGGAUUUCCACUGAAACAGGGUUUCCUCCUUGCAGCACUGACAGCAUGGUUUGCGGUGGUGGUGGUGGUGGUGGUGGUGGUGGUGUUGCUGCCGGAGGAAAAAACGAGGUUGCAAGUUAAUAACUUCUAAACUUCCCGCCCUACUGUUGAGUCAAAGGCACUGCUUUUGUCUGAACCGCUGACCCGGCGAAGAGGAGAUCAAAACAAACUUAUUUCUCAUGUCCUCUCCUCAAAUGUAAGCAUAUGUCCUCCCAGACAAACCAUAUGUGUUUUAAGCUCAAGUGAGCCAGCACACUGAAGGGAGAAAGAUGGUGAGUCGUGCAAACAUAAGAUAGUAAAGAUAGUAUAGGAUAUCAAGAGACAGAUGGUCAAAGAUUAUUUUCAGUUUUCAUAAAAUAUUGGCAUUGUGGGAUAGUCUGUCUCCUUCUGCAAGUGCACUUUUACUUUUGAAUUUUCAUGUUUUUGUUUUGUUUAUAUGCUGCAACUAUAGAAUUGUACAUUUUAUUUUACUUGGAACAGUAUAAUGUAAUAAAGAUUUUAAUUGUAGUUGUUAUAAUUUCUUACUAAAUAACAACUGAGGUUCUUAAUUUGAUUUCCUUGUUUCCGCUGCCACGAGGCAACUCCUGCGGUCUGAUUCUGCUUGUUUAUUGUUCGCUGCUGGCGUGGAGGUAGCAAUGAAAGGAUGUUCACUUCCUGAGCUGUGGGAGGCCGUCAGCAGCAACUCCGAUAAUAACAAGGUGGUGUUUAUAUUCAGUUAACAAGUCCUCAAAAUGCUGUUGAACCAGUUAGCUUGCAUUCAUAUGUAUGUAUUUAUUGUACAGUUCAUAAUAAGCACUCAUCAAAAAUAGCCAUAUAAGCAUCAUUUUCUCACUUCCUGUCAAGAUUCAAUCGUGAUGAACGCAAUCCAACUCAGUUGUUGCUUAGUAACUAAUGUUAUAUAAUCAACCCAAAAUACUACUGUACAUCUCAAGUAACAUAUGCUGUAAAUAAGAUUUGUCUAUUGUCCAUUGAGGGUGAGUGUUGCUCAUUGAUUGUAAUGAAUAUGCAAUUCCCAGUAAACUGCUUGUUUUUUCAGUCAAUCCCUCUCA